AUGAACAUGCUACGUUAUAGUUACAUUGCCUACCUUUUACUCAAGGCCACCCUUUCCAAUGCGUUUGUUUACAAAUGGAUCUUGACGCCGAUGGGUUCCGGUACAGUUCUAAGGAUUGGAGGACUUCGUAUCGGGGACGCUCGUCUCGAAAGCGAUGGCCUAAUCAACAUUGAUAUGAGAGUUGGAACUGGUCAAUUUUCACUCAAUGAAAAUGAAGAGGAAGAAAAUUUACGCGGACUACCGUAUUCCACCCUAAACAAGCCUUACGAACUCCGAGCGCCGGUUGGAACAGAAAGUCAACCAUAUUACCCAUCACUUUACUUGCACAAUCUCGAUCUGAUGACUUGUGGAUGGACAAUCCCACCUGCUGCUCAACCCAUGAGGCUCAGGACAAUCGACGAAAACGUAGUGGGGGUGGUGAGCCGGCGAGGUUCACGUAUCUCGGUCCAUCAAUCCUCCUAUCGCCCCGAAGCGCCCGGCCCAUCUGUCCCAUUGGCCACGAUGAGACAGGGUGUUCCGACUGCUCUCUCGUCUUACCUGGACAUUCCAGGAGGCUUUCAAGAAAAAGAAAUCGUCGUAUGGAGACAUCGUUAUUCUCCUUUCUACGCAUGGGACAUUGAGAAACACAACAGCGAAGUCGAGAGGACUUUUUCCCACAUGGAAGGUGAAGGCGGCCCAUACGAUUUUGGUGUAGGAAAAGCAUUGUUGGAAUAUCACAAUAAUCACCAAGAAGGGUUCCGAGUAGAUUUCGAAGGCAAAGGACCUGUAGGACUUUUUGACUGA
Molecule: messenger RNA, 783 nt
Organism: Puccinia graminis f. sp. tritici CRL 75-36-700-3
Lineage: Eukaryota; Fungi; Basidiomycota; Pucciniomycetes; Pucciniales; Pucciniaceae
Exons: 1
Coding region: 1-783 (260 amino acids)
Source: RefSeq, a predicted model, not a curated record